Brugia pahangi is the source of this 3231-nucleotide messenger RNA. The record is from the annotation of a GenBank genome assembly. Lineage: Eukaryota; Metazoa; Nematoda; Chromadorea; Rhabditida; Onchocercidae.
AUGAAUAUGGAACGUAAAGUGAAAUGUGAAGCCGCAGUGGAAUCUCUUAAGGUAUGUGAGCAGACUCAUUCAGUCAUAACGGAUGCUUUAUAUCACUGUCCUCCACCACCUAAACCUCCAUUUGUUAUUGGGAAAGUUCGGCGUGGGCCGGUUACGCCUCCAAAUCCUGAUAAGAGUCAUUUGUUGGCAAAUAAUGAUACAGUAAAUCAACUGAAUAUCAGUGGAAGCGAUUAUUCUGAAGCAAAUUCUGAUCGCAGUCUUCUAAGUAGCGUGACAAAUAUUUCAACUAAUCCAGUUUCGGCUGAGCGAAAAGUAAGACGUGGUCCACAUACUCCACCAUAUCCUCCGAAGUCACCCCAGUCUAGAUCACCGUCACCAGUAACCACUGAAAAGCCAGUAAUCAUAAAAUCAGUCCUGAAGCAAACAACAGCGAGAGAUCGAAGUCCAGUAAUUAUCUUACCUACAGUUAAUUUGUGUAAACCGAACUAUUCUGGUGGUACAAAUAUUAUGGGAUAUCACGGCAGUAAUGGUAUUUCACAAAUGCCUUAUUUCGGUUCUGUACCGGGUAUGCAUGUACAGCCAUUUCUAAUGGUGCAGCCGGCCUCAACAUCCACUACCCUGCCUCCAUAUAUGAAUACACAGAAGAGCAACCAUACAACUGGAAUUUUUCAAACUCCUACUUGGUCAGGAGAUUCUGGCUUUAGAGUUUGCCCUUCUUUCAGUUUUGGUUCAUCAGUUCCGAAUCAGAAGUUUCCUAGCGAACGCAUAUUCGGUCCUGAAAUACUUACCGUCCCUCCACCGCCACCACCUCCACCACCACCAAAUGAUGUGCGACUAGUAUCACAGUCGAGUUUUUGCGUGAAAGACAGUAACGCUUGUUCUGUUAAAGGCGAUUCGAAACCAGGGACACCCAUCAUCAAGCCAAGGGACAUACCAAUGGCUUUGGAUCCGAUACUGCUUGAUCUUGCUGACUUGUCCCCAAAACCACGAGUUUCUAAGUCAAUAAAGUCCGUACGCAUACAAAACGAAAGAAGGAAAAUAUUUUUGCGCAGAGACUCAGUUGUGAAAGAAGACCGCGGUGCCCCAGACACAGAAAAUUGUGGACAGAGAUCUACUUUCAAAUUAGUUGGAGCUGAAAAAAAGGAAAGUGAUAAAAAGGCGAAAGAGGAGGUCAAGAUGAUUGAAAUUUUAAAACCAUCCGAAAAGAUGAAGCGUGAAGAGUUGAUUGGUGUGGAAAAUAAGAAUCUGAAAGCUUCUAUUGGUGAUCCACAGGAAAUCAAACAGUCAACUAAUAACUUUCGUGAAUCGAUGAAAAGCGAUAGGAAAAUGAAUAAGGAUGCAUCGGGUAGUACACUUUCAAAUAGUAACAAUGAUUCGCUAAUAAAAGUUGUGGAUGAUGGAAAAAUAACGAAAGUAGAUAAAAAUAAGACGAAUAUUACUGUUACUAAAAUUGAUGAAAUCCAACAAACUGAGUUGGAUUUGGGAAUUAAACAAGUAGCUGAUAAUAAAAUACUUGCGGAACGAUUGGCUGUUGCCAAUUUGGAACACGACGAAAAACCACGUCGGGAAUAUGAAGAAAUUCAAAAGAUUGAGGAGAUGGUUGUGAAAAAGGUUGUCGUUGUUCCAGAGGAUGAUUUGAAUGGAAAUGAAUUGACGUCGUCUACUGAUUCAAAAAGAAACCCUGCUCCUUUGGAUAAUACUCAGUUCUUCGAAGUCUCUGUGACCUCAUCAAAUGACAAUCAUAAAGAUGGAGUUGUUGAGCUUGGACCACCAGCUUCUCCAGUAUUUGGAGUUUGUGAACGUGAAUAUUCUUCUCCAUCAACAAGUGGUUUUAUCGAUUCUACAACAGGCGGUUUAUUCAAGCAGGCAACAGUGACGGAUGUCACAGAUUGUUCAAAAACUCUACUGCAUAGCAAUAAAAGUGUAUCACGGCAUAAAAAAGCUUAUGGCCAGCUGCCAAGGAUUUCUGAGAAGUUUCGAAAGUAUAUUCAUGUUGUGACGCAUCCAAAUGGUGGCGCUUCGAUGCUUAAGGCAGAUUGGUCGAAAAUUAAGGACCAUUUCAGUGGUUCCGAGUUAGACGAGUUUACCUUGGAGUUUGUAACAUUCGGUUUGGCUGAAGUUGACAACACGCCCGUUUUUGUAAUCGCUGUUAUUGAAAACGCUGCUGAUUACCUUCAGAAUGGUUUGGAAUAUUUUGCAAAGAAAUUCCCCCAUAUGCCAGUAAAGAUUGGAUCACUCACCAGUAAGCAGUGUGUUAGCACCACAACUGUUUCGGAAUAUUAUAGUCAUGUUAUGGAAACUUGUCAUCAUGGGACUUUUAGAUAUGGUCCGUUGCAUUCGUUGAGUCUGGUGGGAACGAGACAAGAAGAGUGCGGCAAUUAUUUCAAAGAAUUGAUUGAAUGGUUAGAAAUGUUCCCAAUGCUUAAGCUUUUAAUGCCUUGGGGCGAAUGGUCUGGAGCAGAUCUCGAAAGUCCUUCUGAUAGUGAUGAUGGACCUAUUUUUUGGGUACGUCCAGGUGAACAGAUGAUAAGGACUGAUGAGAUGAAGGAAGAUUUGUCAUCGAGAACUCGAAAACGAAGCUCAUCAGUUCGACAACAUCUACCUUCCUACAGGUGCCGAGAGCCACGUGAAUUCUUUUUUGAAGAUCGGACACCGUGUCAUGCUGAUCAUGUAGGUGAUGGUUUGGAAAGGCGUACAACAGCUGCAGUUGGCGUGCUUCAGUCAAUCUAUGGACCAACGGAAAAGAAGAAGAAUAAAAUAGGAAGAAGGGCGGUAAAAGAUGUCGUUUGUUUUCAUGCAAGUGACUUCGAAAGAAUUGUUGAUGAGUUACAGUUGGAUCUUUAUGAACCUCCGAUGUCACAGUGUGCACAAUGGGUUGAAGAGGCAAAAUUGAAUCAGUUAAGAAGAGAAGGAGUUCGUUAUUCUCGUUUUUUGUUGCAUGAUAAUGAUGCUUACUUUCUACCUCGGAAAAUAAUCCAUCAGUUUCGAACUAUAAGUGCUUGCGCUUCAAUUGCUUGGCAUGUGCGUCUUAAGCAAUAUUACAAUGCGGAAGUGGAAGCAGGUGAAUAUGACAAGGUUUUGAAAGAAAAGGAUAUGGAAGAGAAUGAAAAUGGAAAUUCUCGGAAAAGGAAGAAAGAUGACAUGAGAAAGUCUGGGAAGUGGAAGGAGAAGGACCGUGCGAAAAUGGCGAAAUGUUCGGAUGAUUGUGGACCGAAAUCUUUCAAGUGUUGA